CACCACUUCCCAGAUAAAGGUAUCGCCUGGAGGAGCCGCAGCAGCUCCCAGGACACUUGGAAGGGCUGAGUGCGGCACAUGUGGCUCCGGCACACAGGCUGCAGGAUGGCAGCCUGCCUGUGCCAGGGCUGGCAGCUCUCACUGCUCCCUACCAUCCUGCUCAGCCUCCGCAGCCCAUCAUCAGCCCCUGAGCCAGUGACAUCCCAAGACGCUGCACUGCUAGCAGGCGUGUCCGAGGACAUCCUCUGUUUCUCCCGCUCCUUCGAGGACCUCACCUGCUUCUGGGACGAAGAGGAGACAACAACUGGGAUGUGCCACUUCUACUACUGGUACAGCAGGGAUGUGCCCACAGAAUGCGUGGUCUCCACGUGGCACCAUGGGGCUGGCAGGAAACGACAUGUCUGCGUCUUCCCCAGCCAGGAUGUGCGGCUCUUCACCCAGCUCCACCUCCACAUCCUGGAUGCCACCACAAACCACACAAAGUAUUGGCGGGAGCUCAGCGUGGAUGCAGUGGGUCUCAUUGCUCCCCCAGUAAACAUCACUGCCCGCUGGGCUGGGGCUGCGGGGCAGCUCUGUGUGUCGUGGCAGCCACCACUUGCUGACUUCCCGAACUUCUUCCUCUAUGAAGUGCAGUGCUGUCCUGCCAGCUCCCCAGGGAUGCCUGGCAGCACCACAUUGAACCCCAGUGAGCAGCAAGCUGGGGAGCUCUCCAUUCAGUCAACUGUCAGCACCCACACACCCAGGGCCGGGGCAGCCUCCCCGGGACUGGGGCAGAGGCUGGUCCAGGCCAACACUUGGGUGGUGCUCCGGGACCUGCAGCCAGGGAUGAGGUACCACAUCCAGGUGCGCAGCAAGCCUGACGGUACCUCCAUGGACGGCGUCUGGGGGCCCUGGUCACAGGCAGUGGCUGCCGAGACACCCCACUCCUCUGGAGACAUUGGGCUGUGCUGCAGUACCCCUGACCUGCAGCACGUGCGCUGCGAGUGGAGCUGGGACCCUGCAGAGCCCCACAGCUCCCACCAGCUCUUCUACCGGCCACCUCCAAGCGGGGCUGGCACAAGGGAAGAUGCAUGGCAACAGUGCGAGGAGGUGAGCAGGGGGGCACAGGGCACUCAUGCUUGCACCUUCCAGCCCAAGGCUGGCAGUGCCAUCUCCAUCCUGGUGAAUGUCACCCGGACCCACAUGCUGCCUACACUCAGCUACUUCAAGGAGCCCUUUUGGCUGCACCAGGCUGUGCUCACAGAUGCCCCACAGUUUAUGCAGGCAACAGUGUCGCAGGGCCGGCUGAGCCUGCAGUGGCUGCCGCCCCUGGAGCUGCUGGCAGAGCAGCUGGACUACCAGGUCCGCUAUGCCAUGGAGAGCAGCCAUGACUGGAAGGUCCUGCAGGUUCCACGAGCAGCUAGGAAAGAAGUCCUGGACCUGCGGCCAGGCACCCGCUACCACGCCCAGGUGCGGGCCCAGCCCAGCGGGCCGUGGUACCAGGGCAGCUGGAGCGCCUGGUCCAAACCUGUUGUGGUUGAUGCCGUGUCUGAUGCGGGCUGGCUCAUCCCCAGUGUUACGGUGGUGCCGCUGCUCCUCUCAGCAGUGCUCCUGGGGCUGCGGUGCACCUUCCCCUCCCUCUACAGCAACGUGAAACAGAAACUCUGGCCGCCCGUUCCUGACCUGCACCGUGCUCUGGGCAGCUUCCUCCAGGAAAGCAGCAAGCACGGCCAGGCCAGCGCCUUCGACAAGCAGCCGCCGGAGGAGGCCGUCCUGCCCUGCCUGCUGGAGGUACUGCCCGGCCCGCGGCGCGAGGCGGGCCCGCCGCCGGAGAACGCUGGGGGCCGCCUGUCCAGCACCGACAUCGCCAACCAGUCCUACCUGCUCAUGAGCGGCUGGGAGCCGCGGGGAGCCACGACCGCCCCCACCCCGCCAUAAACUCUCGUUCCUGCCCAAGCGCCCGCCUGC
Vidua chalybeata is the source of this 1947-nucleotide messenger RNA. It is a transcript of the gene MPL, whose product is annotated as MPL proto-oncogene, thrombopoietin receptor. Gene Ontology annotation, molecular function: protein binding; cytokine receptor activity. Gene Ontology annotation, cellular component: external side of plasma membrane. Gene Ontology annotation, biological process: hemopoiesis; positive regulation of cell population proliferation; cytokine-mediated signaling pathway. Lineage: Eukaryota; Metazoa; Chordata; Aves; Passeriformes; Viduidae. The coding region runs from base 79 to 1917 and encodes 612 amino acids. The transcript is spliced from 12 exons. The record is from RefSeq and is a predicted model, not a curated record.